This is a messenger RNA of Raphanus sativus (radish), 985 nucleotides long. RefSeq names its product homeobox-leucine zipper protein ATHB-X. Gene Ontology annotation, molecular function: sequence-specific DNA binding; DNA-binding transcription factor activity, RNA polymerase II-specific. The record is from RefSeq and is a predicted model, not a curated record. Gene Ontology annotation, biological process: regulation of DNA-templated transcription. NCBI's taxonomy places the organism in Eukaryota, Viridiplantae, Streptophyta, Magnoliopsida, Brassicales, Brassicaceae. The transcript is spliced from 4 exons. The coding region runs from base 201 to 833 and encodes 210 amino acids.
UUAUAACAAAAUCUUUCUCCUUUGUCUGGCUUUUUCUCCUUUGCUCUCUCACAUGUGUAUAUACACACAAAAACACAUACACACACUCACAUUUCUAUUAUCAUAUAAUACUUCAACUUUACCUUUCUCUUCCAAAAAAACUAUUUUCUCUUCAUCAAAUUAUAUUUUGAUCAUUCCAGCUUUUCCUCAUCCUCUCCUCUAUGGCCGUCUCACCUAAUUCAAGCUUCUUAGAAUUAACAAUAUCAAUUCCAAGCUUCUCUCCAUCUCCUUCACUCCCUUCAUCUGGUGACCACAUGGUGAGAGAUUUGGACAUAAAUCAAACUCCAAAGACGGAAAAAGAUCGCGAGUGGAUCAUGAUCAGUGCAACACCGCAUGUCUACGACGACGAAGACGGCAACUCUGGUGGCCGACGGCGCAAAAAGCUCCGUCUAACCAAAGAUCAAUCGCAUAUUCUUGAAGAGAGUUUCAUACAAAACCAUACCUUAACCCAUAAACAGAAACAAGAAUUGGCCACUUUUCUGAAGCUUAGUCAAAGGCAAGUUGAGGUGUGGUUUCAAAAUCGAAGAGCAAGGAGUAAGCUCAAGCAUACGGAGAUGGAAUGCGAGUACCUAAAGAGAUGGUUUGGGUCACUGAAGGAGCAAAAUCGACGGCUACAAAUAGAAGUUGAAGAACUACGAGUUCUAAAGCCAGUAUCCACCUCGGUUUUAACCAUGUGUCCUCGAUGUGAACGUGUGACCGCUGCAGCAGAUCAUGACUCUAAUGCCGUGAAGGAGGGAACAGCUCCGAGAAGCCAGUCACGGAUGACAAUUUCCUCUUCCUCUACCCUGUGUUGACUGGCUCGGUCAAAAGUCAAAGAUUGAAACGCCUGUUUAGGUGUAAAAAGUAAAGAUUUGAUGAUGGUUAGGAGGAUCUUGUUCAUAAUUCUCUAAUUAUUUAUUACACCAAUGAGCCAAGGGAAUUAUUUAAUAUUAGUUUUAUAGCUUUU